CCAUUCGUAUUUUGUUGGUCGUAAAAACUAAGGAAAAAAAUUAUAAUCACAAAUACAAGCGACAUGCGGUUGAUAAAAACCAAGGACCGUUAUUAUUUGCACCAAAAAUAAUCUGAUUAAAGAAAAGGGCUAACAACAAACAAACGAGAACGACACACACAAACGCAGACUUCACAGGCAGAAGUAGAAGAAGAAGAAAAAAAAGCGAAUUAGGAAACUAAAAGUUAAUCCAUAAGAAGGGAAUUGGGCGUAGCAAAUUUUGUGCGGUUGUGGUUGUUUUAGUAGCAAAUGAAUGAAUCAUGAUGACUGGGAUCAGGAGGGAUAGUUGUCGAUGGGCACUCCUGACAACAAACUAUCUGAUCUGAUUGAUAUAGUUAAGUCGUGGAUCCCUAGAAGGAAUGAGCCGCCGAAUGUGUCGAGGGACUUUUGGAUGCCCGACCAGAGUUGUAGGGUAUGCUACGAGUGUGACUCCCAAUUUACAGUUUUUAACCGUAGACAUCAUUGUCGACUUUGUGGCCGAGUUUUUUGUGCCAAGUGUACUGCAAACUCAGUUCCUGCCCCAUCUGAUGAGCCAAGGGCUGGUCGGGAAGAUUUGGAAAGGAUUAGGGUAUGCAAUUAUUGUUUCAAGCAAUGGGAGCAGGGGAUAAGAACUGCUGAGAAUGGGACUAAAGUACCUAGUCCUGGUCUCAGUCCAUCACCAUCUGCAACAAGCUUGGCCAGUUCCAAGUCCAGCUGCACUGGUGUUAGUAGUAGCAGCACUGUUGGUUCUACUCCGUAUUCAACUGGACCUUACCACUGUGUGAAUUUUAAUUCCGUUGUUAGCCCUUGUGGAUCUGCUCAGAUGAAUGGAUCUGCUGAACAAAACAAUGAGACAUUUGCAACGAGCACAAAUCCAAGUUCAGCCAUUGUAGAUUCUUCUUCAAACCAUUUUGGCUUUUGUGGUAACAGGUACCUUUCUACUGAUCAAAACCUAAUGCUUUCUUAACUGUUGGGUCCUGGAGUGAUGAUGACAUAUCGCUUGGAUUCAGAAUCAAGGCAAGAUUGUCAUUCCAAAGAGUAUUUUGGUGCUAUCAAUAUUGAUGAAAUUGACUGUGCUUAUGGAUCAGUUAAACUUCAACCUAAUGGGGAGAACCUUUAUGCAAAAUCUUUGAGUGGCUCACCUUUAGCUGAGAAUUCCAAUAAACAAAUUGUGGAUGGGAUUAAGAAAUUUGAAGAAAUAAAUGGGCAAGAGAAUGCCGAGCAGGGUGAAGCUCUUGAUUAUGAAGUGGAUGGUACAAAUGCCAAGCCUGUGGAUUUUGAGAAUGAUAUGCUACUGUGGCUCCCUCCAGAACCUGAGGAUGAAGAGGAUGAGAGAGAAGCUGCUCUAUUCGAUGAUGAUGAUGAGGGUGCUACAGGGGAGUGGGGAUAUUUGCGCUCUUCAAAUAGCUUUGGCAGUGGGGACUACCGAAGUAGGGAUAAGUCCACUGAGGAGCAGAGGCAGGCCAUGAAAAAUGUGGUGGAAGGGCAUUUUAGAGCUUUGGUAGCUCAGAUUUUGCAGGUUGAAAACCUCUUUGUGGAUAAUGAGGACGGUGCACAAAGUUGGUUGGAUAUAAUAAUUUCUUUGUCUUGGGAAGCUGCAACACUUUUGAAGCCAGAUACAAGCAAGGGAGGUGGAAUGGAUCCUGGAGGAUAUGUGAAAGUUAAAUGCAUAGCUUCUGGGCAUCGCAGUGAAAGUGCUGUGGUAAAAGGAGUUGUUUGUAAGAAAAAUGUGGCUCAUCGACGAAUGACAUCAAAAAUAGAUAAACCUCGUUUUCUAAUCCUUGGAGGAGCUUUGGAAUAUCAGCGCAUUUCUAACCACUUGUCAAGUUUUGAUACGUUGUUGCAGCAGGAAAUGGACCAUCUUAAGAUGGCAGUUGCUAAAAUUGAUGCACAUCAUCCUAAGGUUCUUUUGGUGGAGAAAUCCGUGUCCAGAUAUGCCCAAGAGUAUCUUCUUGACAAAGGCAUAUCACUUGUUCUCAAUAUUAAGAGGCCACUUUUAGAGCGUAUAGCCCGCUGCACUGGUGCUCAAAUAGUUCCUUCCAUUGAUCGUCUUACAUCACCGAAGCUAGGGUAUUGUGAUGUGUUCCAUGUGGAGAAAUUUCUUGAGGAGCAUGGAAGUGCUGGGCAAGGAGGGAAGAAAUUGACGAAGACUCUAAUGUUUUUUGAGGGUUGCCCUAAGCCUCUGGGGUAUACUUCGGGUUCAAUGCUUCCUUUGUUUCCGAUUUUACUCAAAGGAGCCAGUGGAGAUGAGUUGAAAAGGGUGAAACAUGUGGUCCAAUAUGGUGUUUUUGCAGCUUAUCACUUGGCUGUUGAGACAUCAUUUCUAGCUGAUGAAGGGGCUAUGCUUCCAGAGCUCCCAUUAAAAUCUCCUUUAACUGUUGCCUUACCCGAUAAACCAUCAAGUAUUGACAGGUCUAUUUCUGUCAUACCUGGUUUUACCAUCUCAUCCUCCGGGAAGCCCAUUGUUUCUCAAACUAUAGAUGAAGUGCAGAAAUCCAACAAAGCAAUAUCUGUUAGAUCAUCAUCUGACAGCAUUGACCCACCUGGCAAAUGCACUGGGGUCAGUUCAUCUUGCUUGUCAAAAGGUACUCAUGCUUAAAUUACAUCCAAGGGAUCUCCCUCAGAGUUGAUCGAAAUUAUUGGUUCACUGUCUGAUUCAGGGGCGUAUAUAUCUUAUAACGAUGUUCCCUCCCUAAAUCAUGCAUUUAGCAAGGUCGAUGGAGUGGAUCCUAAAGAAUCUGUUGAGACACCAGCUAGCAUUGGAGAAGCUUUAAUGGGUGACCAAUUCCUAUCAAAGGCCCCAGAGCAGGGUGGUGCCAAUAAUCAUGCUGACAGCAAUAUGUUGUCUGCAAAUCAUGUAGGUGGCACAGGGUUGGCCUCCUCAAAUCGAGAGACUAUUAACAGCAAUGAGGAGGUGGCAUCCUCAAAGGAAGAGUUUCCUCCAUCACCUUCAGACCACCAGAGCAUUUUGGUAUCGUUAUCAACACGUUGUGUGUGGAAGGGAACUGUGUGUGAGCGGUCCCAUCUCUUGCGAAUCAAAUACUAUGGUAGUUUUGAUAAGCCUUUGGGGCGGUUUUUACGAGAUAAUCUGUUUGAUCAGAACACCCAUUGUCGCUCGUGUGAGAUGCCAUCCGAGGCACAUGUUCAUUGUUAUACUCAUAGGCAAGGUAGCCUGACGAUAUCUGUCAAGAAACUACAAGAUCUUCCCUUACCAGGAGAGCGGGAAGGCAAGAUUUGGAUGUGGCAUAGAUGCUUGCAAUGCCCUCGAAUCAAGGGAUUCCCCCCAGCCACUCGAAGAGUUGUAAUGUCUGAUGCUGCUUGGGGUUUAUCCUUUGGGAAAUUUUUGGAGCUUAGCUUUUCGAACCAUGCAGCUGCUAGCAGAGUUGCAAGCUGUGGUCAUUCCCUUCACAGGGAUUGCCUUCGAUUCUAUGGUUUCGGGAGAAUGGUUGCUUGUUUCCGAUAUGCUUCAAUUGAUGUUCAUUCUAUUUAUCUUCCACCUUCCAAACUGGAAUUUAAUUAUGAAAAUCAAGAGUGGAUGCAAGCCGAAGCAAAUGAGGUGAGUAACAGGGCAGAAUUCCUAUUUAAUGAAGUGUACAAUGCACUUCAAAGGAUUUCAGAGAAAUUAUUAGCUUCAGAGUCCCAAAAUAGUGGCAUAAAGGCACCUGAAAGAAGAAUCUGUAUCGAAGAACUGGAAGCAAUGCUGCAAAAAGAUAGGAAAGAGUUUCAGGAAGUGAUUUGUAAGGAGUUGAAAGUUGGCCAACCUGUUACUGACAUUCUUGAAAUCAAUAAGUUGCGGAGGCAGAUACUCUUUCUUUCUUAUGUUUGGGACCAAAGGCUGAUACAUGUACAUAGUUCGGUUAACAAUAAUGUCCAGGAAAUUAUGAGCAGUUCCAUCCCAAAACUUGGACUGAAGCCUGUAAGUUCUGUGGAGAAGUUUGUUGAGAUGAAUGUCACUCCCAAACCAAGUAAAGCCUUUAGCAGUUUUAGCUCUGCUGUAGUUGAGACCAAGCCUGAUAUAGACAUAAAUCAUGGAGGCAAUGCUGAUGAAAUCAGCAAGCCAGGUGGAGAUCACAAAGAAAGGGGUAUGGACCAGGACUUCCAUGAAAAGAAGGAGGCUGAACCUUCUCUUUCUUCUAGUGCAACCAAUUCUCUAGAAUAUGCAAAAGUUGUCCUGCUGGAAGGGGAAUUUCCUGUUAUGGCUAAUUUAUCUGACACCCUUGAGGCAGCAUGGACUGGCAAAAGUCAUCCAGCUAGUGUUGUUCCUAAGGAGAAUGGUCACUCUGUUCCUGAUUCAGUCAUUACAGAUGUGUCAGCUGCAGUAAAUUCAGAUCUGGGAAGUUGUGCUAGUGAUUCUAAUGAAGUGGAAGUGGCUCAUUCUCCUCAGUCUGCUUUGCCUACUAAGGGACUUGAAAAUAAGGAGAAGUCUAUGAGCCAGGCAAGCAUGCCGUUUCCAAAUGUCCACAACUCAUUUAACAAGAAAUCUUUUUUCAAUGCUCUAAAACUCAGUAUUGGUGAGUACAAUCCAGUCUAUGUCUCAUCAUUGACGGAGUUGGAAAGGCAAAGUGGUGCCAGGCUGCUGCUUCCUAUUGGUGUUAAUGACACAGUAGUGCCUGUUUAUGAUGAUGAGCCAACUAGUAUUAUAUCAUAUGCACUUGUCUCAUCAGAUUAUCACUCACAGAUGUCUGAGUUGGAGAAACCAAAAGAUGCUUCAGAUUCUGCAGUUUCAUCGUCAUUUUUUGAUUCAGUGAAUUCACUCUCACUUAAUUCUUUUAACGACUUAUCAUCUGAUGCAUACAGAAGUUUUGGAUCUGGUGAUGAUAGUAUCUUGUCUUUGUCUGGGUCAUUUAGCUCCCUGGUUUCCGACCCUAUCUCAUACACACAGGAUUUGCAUGCCAGAGUUUCUUUUACAGAUGAUGGCCCCCUUGGGAAGGUGAAGUAUUCUGUAACUUGUUAUUAUGCAAAGCGUUUUGAGAGCUUGAGGAGGACUUGCUGCCCUUCAGAGCUGGAUUUUGUACACUCUCUCAGUCGUUGUAAGAAGUGGGGUGCUCAAGGUGGGAAGAGCAAUGUCUUCUUUGCAAAAACUUUAGAUGAUCGGUUUAUAAUCAAACAAGUUACAAAGACGGAACUAGAAUCGUUCAUCAAGUUUGGACCAGCUUAUUUCGAGUAUUUAUCUGAUUCAAUCAGUACAAGAAGCCCAACUUGCCUGGCAAAGAUUUUGGGUAUAUAUCAGGUUUCAUCGAAGCACCUUAAAGGGGGGAAGGAGUCAAAAAUGGACGUUUUGGUGAUGGAAAAUCUUCUCUUCAGGCGUAAUAUUGCAAGGCUUUAUGACCUUAAAGGAUCCUCUUGAUCUAGGUAUAACCCUGAUACAAGUGGUAGCAACAAAGUCCUUUUGGACCAGAAUUUGAUCGAAGCAAUGCCAACGUCUCCAAUUUUUGUUGGAAGCAAGGCAAAACGUUUGUUGGAAAGAGCUGUCUGGAAUGACACUUCCUUUCUUGCUUUAAUCGAUGUAAUGGAUUACUCAUUACUGGUUGGUGUGGAUGAGGAAAAACAUGAGCUGGUUCUUGGAAUAAUCGAUUUCAUGAGACAAUACACAUGGGACAAGCACCUUGAAACUUGGGUGAAAACCACAGGCAUACUUGGCGGGCCUAAAAACGAAUCUCCUACUGUGAUAUCGCCCCAACAGUACAAGAAACGAUUCAGAAAAGCUAUGACAGCUUAUUUUCUUAUGGUGCCCGACCAGUGGCCAUCUCCAACAGUUGUUCCUAGUGGAUCACAGACAGAUGUUUGUGAAGAAAAUACACAAGGCGGUACUUGUGCGUGUUGAAUGAAAAUGUAAAUCCUUUCGGACAUGGGUAUAUUCAUUUUUUAGUUCUUUUCAUAUAGUUGUAUUCAAAUAUAUAUUAGACAACAAAGCUCUUGCAAUAUGUAGGUUCAAUGCCCAUUCAUCUUUUCUUUUUUAAAUUUUGUAUUCCUUCCAAUUGUAAUUUGUAAUUGCUGCCACAGUUGUAUUAUUAUCUGUUAAUUAUUUCGUUGUAAGCAGAAA
Messenger RNA from Gossypium arboreum, 6061 nucleotides. RefSeq names its product 1-phosphatidylinositol-3-phosphate 5-kinase FAB1A-like. The transcript is spliced from 12 exons. Gene Ontology annotation, molecular function: ATP binding; metal ion binding; 1-phosphatidylinositol-3-phosphate 5-kinase activity. Gene Ontology annotation, biological process: phosphatidylinositol phosphate biosynthetic process. Gene Ontology annotation, cellular component: endosome membrane. Lineage: Eukaryota; Viridiplantae; Streptophyta; Magnoliopsida; Malvales; Malvaceae. The record is from RefSeq and is a predicted model, not a curated record.